Messenger RNA from Tupaia belangeri chinensis (Chinese tree shrew), 4216 nucleotides. Its product is annotated as protein FAM205A-like. The transcript has 4 exons. The coding region runs from base 53 to 4042 and encodes 1329 amino acids. The record is from RefSeq and is a predicted model, not a curated record. NCBI's taxonomy places the organism in Eukaryota, Metazoa, Chordata, Mammalia, Scandentia, Tupaiidae.
AAUAGGUAGAUAUAGAAAUGGCUGGUCUCCUCAUGCUAAGGAGGUUUAGGUCAUGUUGAGCCUUACUUUUGUUCUGUGGGACAUUGGAUAUUGCUUAUAUACCUAUGGUUCCAUCUUCAUCAUUCUCCUAAUCAUCUGGCAAGUGAGAAAGAGUUAUCACAGAUUGACUUUGGAACAUGAAAGGUGCUGCUGCCGGCGUCACCAAAAAGUGAGGCAAAGGGCUAGAGAUGCAGCAUCAAGAGCUAGGAGACUUUCCCAGGAAGAAGCUGAGAAGCCAUGGGAACUGAUCUCUGUCAUGAAAAGUCAGCGCUGGCUUCCUCAGGAGGAAAGUGUGCGGCGGCUCCUAUGUGCCGAUCCCUGCUGCCAAACCUGCAAUGCUGUGACUCAGGAGAUUCAGCAAUUGCUGGUGGGUGAAGACAACCAGGUGCCCACCACUUUGUCCAGAGGAUCUUCUUGUCUAGAGAUACUGUCUGUGUCAGGUGUGUCUUUUGAGGACAGUCUGGAGGUUUGUUCCCAGCACCCCAGAGAACAUUCACCGGCGUCUGUAACCCCUACACUGGCACAAUAUAUGGAUCAGAAAACUUUAACCCAGUCAGCUGACCAGUCAACCAAGGCAGUCCGCAUCCAACAUUACUGGGAGGAACAACUAGAGGAGGCAUAUCUAAUACCAGCUGUGCCCAUUUGCCCUGCGACUAUGGUUCCUUCAAGAUUUGAGGAGCCUAUGGUUCCAAUGAACCAGCAGGAGAUGAUACAGAGCAGCCUUAACCUUUUUGAGGGGAACCAGGGCGAGCAGUCCAUGAACUCCCAGGUCUCUUUGCUGUCCUUGAACCAAGAGAUCACUGACCUGACACAUCCCAUGGUCUUGCAUAUGGAGUACCCUGCCCACCUGCCAUUCCUCAGUCCUGAAGUCCUGAGGCUUCUUGAGGUACAUGUUAAAAAAUGGAUGCAUUUCCAGAGAUGGGGGCUCCCGAGGCGCGUGGAGGAGUCCCUGAGACAGCAUAUGCCAAACCCACCAUUGAAUUAUCACCCUAGAAAUAACCAACCACUGUGUUUCUUCAUGAAUAAUACUUCUCAAGUACCAGUUCAUAGAUUUGGGACUGUUUCCCACCAGACCUGGUGUUCAUGUAUGGCUGGUCAGCCUACCCAGAUCUUUUGGGUUUCUGAAUGGUCCAUUACAGACCCACAACAAAGGCACCACAGCCAGAAAGUUCUGAACCCUAUGGCUCUAGCCUUGCCCUCUCCAGUCCAUGAAGUCUCAGAUGGCCCCUAUUCACUGCCUCAAGAACAGGUUAAUGAGUCGGGGAUCCACCUGCAGCAGAAAUGCAGCCAGCUGUUCUGUGGCCUCCCUUCUCUGCACAGUGAGUCCCUUGUCACCACUUUCUUGGGUCCUCAAGGCGUUUCUCAGAAUGAGAGCCCAUACAAACCACUCUUAAAGGAUCCCUUUCUCUUUAAGGAGGUCUCCUUCCUCCCCCUGCUGCCUAAAACCCCACUCCAGUCAGCCCCACCCUCUUUUCCACUUCCCCCAAAUUGGCUGUCUUCAUCUGAUCAUCAACAAGUUCAGAUCAAUGUCCCAUUUCUGACGCUGGCUGAGUGUGAAGCCUUGGAGUGGCACCUGCUGCAGAGGCAGCUCCAGCUGCAGUCGGGUUUGCCGGAUGUCUUCCGCAGAAGGCAGCAUGCCCAGAGCCCCAUGCAGAAUGAACCCUGUGACAAAGCUCAGGCUCCUGAGACUGUGGAGACUUCCUGGCCAGGGAAGCCCAGCUCAGUCCUCACCAGGAAACUACUCUUCUUCCCUGAGCCUGCCCGUAGGCUGCUAGAAUUCCACCUCCAGAAGCAGUUGAUUCACCAUCGCUGGGGCUUGCCCCAGAAGAUCCAGCAGUCCAUCCAGCUGCUCCUCUCCUCCAAUGACCAGCAGACCCUGUCCUGGGGCAGCACAGCCCUCACCAGUAUGAGCGUCGCUCCUUCUACAGCUCUACAGGCCAGUGAGGCCGGGGACCUGCUCUCACCAAUUGUGGCCCCAGUGUUGAUCCCCAUGCCGUGCUUUUUUGCCCAAGCAAAGGCAAUAUUGAAGAGCCACAUUGACUCCAAAUGUGGACAGAUCCUCCAGGGCAAGAUCCCUGCCCAGGUAUACAGCUCCUGGGACCACAGAAUUACUGGGAACCUGGCAAUGGCUCCCCUCUUCUGCAUUCCAGAAAGCCAGCCCCUGGAACUGCAAGCAGCAAGUGACCCUGACCUACAUCAUCAAGUUAUGCCCUGGAAGCCCAUGGCCCCUGAUCUGCAGCAGCAGGCCUUACCAAGUGCUGCUGCUGAACAUCCUAAGCUGACCCAACCCCUGUCUGAAGGAGCCAUUGAGAAACUGGAGACGACUCUACGGCACAAGUAUCUGGCCUUUCUGUCAGGGCUGCCUUCUCUCUACUAUGUGGCUCUCUCCAGAGCUGUGGCCCCGGCAAGCAACAGCCAGUCAGUAAACGCAGAGAGGGUACCUGGGCCUGGGCCUAUCGAAAUCUCAGCACAGCCCCCGACUCAGAUGAUCCCAUCUGAAGAACAGUGUAAGAGUCCUGGGCCAUGCCUUCAGGAUGAUGAGACUUGUACAGACAUUACAGAAGAUGUCCAGCAUGAUGUGCAGGUGGAUGGAACAAUGGAGACAGUGCUUCUAGAAAGCUACAUACAUCCUGUCAGACCCCGCUCAUUCAGUACACAUAUCUUGAUCAAGCUCAAUUUUCACCUGAGAAAAAAAGGCUUAGAGAUACAACUGGGAAUUCCCAUAAGGGCACGGGAGUCCAUGGAACAAACUGCAGCAGUCCCAGAGAACAUAUCCACACAAGAGUCCCUUGGGGGUCUAAACAACCAGGAAAAUCCACUGCUCCAAGAACUGCCCAUUGGAUUAGACACAUCUCAUGCCACAGAUCCAGAGUGGAUCCACUGUAAAGAACAGCUGGCCACUGAGUUGAAGGCAGUGAAGCAGAAUCAAAAUCAACCUGUUUCUAAAACAGUGCCCUGUGGCUCUGCUCAGUGGGCCUCCAAGAUCUCUCAACCCACUGGGGAUAUGAUAGACACCCAUGUCCUUUGUGUUCAGGUGGAGUCCAGUGUGAAGAACGCCAGUGUGGAAGAACUCUGGACUCCUGAGCCCCAAAGCCCAGGCAAGAGCAAGGACUCAGCCCAAGUCCUUACACUGGCAGAAAUGAGAGAGGACCCAGGGAAGCCCAAAACAGGUGGGGACCAUGGUGAAGGAGAUGCAGGGCUUGGGCUCUCUUCAGCCACAGAAGAACCACACGCUGAGGAAGACCAUGUUCCAGUAGGGGUGCUUCUCAAUAGAAUACCCCAAGGCUCCUGGCGAUGGAGUCGUAGCUUUCGUCUUGCUGAUCCUGGUCAACAUAGGCCCCAGUAUCGUCCUCAGUUUAAGCUGUCUGGGCAACUCUCAGGAGUUCCUGGGAAAAAAGAAUCUGAAAAAAUUCUGCAAGCCAGUCAAACCAAGCCAAAUGUUAUCCUCAAACCUGCAAGGAUUCCUAACCAUGCCCAGCCUGUGGUGCCCCAAGUUUCACAGGGCAAGUCUUUUCUGGGUCAACUAAUUCAGGGUAAGCCUUUGCUGGGUCAAACUUUGCAAGGUCAGGUUUUGCAGGACUCAGGGUUGCUAGCCCAUACUUACCAGAAGUCCAGCCUUCCAGAAUCCGGCUUGAUAAAUAAAAUGAAAUCCUUUCUAUAUUGUUUUAAUUCCAAGACAAAAGGUGGCAUCUGUGUAGAAUCCAUGCUCUCUACACAUGAGAAAGUGGCCAAAACCAGAAAUGAAAAUGCUAAAAAAAGGCUGACUCCAGUCAAAGGUCCUUUGAAGAGAAUCAAGACAGAGAAGACAUCAAGGAACCGGAAUACCCAAUCUUCCCCCACUGAAAAAUUAGCAGGUUCAGCCUUUCUGAAUGGUUCCCCAAAUAAUAAGCUGCAGUUACGCUCCAGACAUCAUGAUUCUGCCUCAAUCCCAGGCCACUCCUGCCAUGUCCCUCGGCAUCGUCCUCAAGGGGCUUGUGCCACCCAAACAGGGAAUCCACCCUAGCUCCCAACCCUUACCUCAGGGCAAAACACUGGUCUAGUCAAGGAGACUAUCCAGGACAAUGAGAAAAGUCUAUAGGCUCCCCAACUCCUACAUUCCUGGAAGAAGACUGUUACUGUAAUUUCCAUUAAUGUACAGGUACAGCAGAGCGCCACCCAAAAUAUACUACUCCAUAUC